Setaria italica (foxtail millet) is the source of this 1705-nucleotide messenger RNA. RefSeq lists its product as uncharacterized. NCBI's taxonomy places the organism in Eukaryota, Viridiplantae, Streptophyta, Magnoliopsida, Poales, Poaceae. The transcript is spliced from 2 exons. The record is from RefSeq and is a predicted model, not a curated record. The coding region runs from base 671 to 1168 and encodes 165 amino acids.
CCGCACCCAACUACAAAUGCGGAGGUCUCAGGCGAAGGGUCACCCUCCCAAGAAUCCGCCAUCGUCCGACGCCACCACCAACCAAGAUCCACGAAGAGCGUAGCCUCACCUUCAAGAGGUGGGUUCGAUGUCGAUGCUUCCGUUGCCUCGCCCGCGACCAUCAAGUUCGCCCCUGCAAGGACUUCUUCCGUUGCCACCGUCCUGGGCAUAAUAAGCGACAAUGCUGCUUCCGCUUUCCUACCGUUGCGCCGAGUUAUCGUCAACCUCCAAUUCAAGCUUGCCACUCUCAGCAUACUCGCACCUGGGCGGAUGUUGUGGCGAUGUCUCCACCAAGUGGGCCAUGUGGUCUGUUGCCGGCUUUGACUACGAACAACAUGAAUAGCGCCGCAUGUGCUGCUUGUGGGUGCCUUUGUCAUGUCACAAAAGGUCGCACACCUCUUGAGCCACUACGAACAACACGAGGAGACGAUGUGCCCACUCAGAGCUGAAGCAUCCACCAUCAAGCUGUGGCUAGCAUAAGUGGCCAACCAUUUAGAACGUGUGGAGCCGCAUUGUAAGGACCCUUUGGUUGGUCUCUUUGGUCCUUGUUCCCCAGUUAGGUGUUCUCCAGAUCUAGCUUUCUUUGCUUCACUAUCAGUUGCAUGCACGACUACUCAGGACUCUUUGCCACAUGAUGAGAUUGCAUACCUUCAGUGAAAAGCUUUCUAAGGCCAACUUGAUGGAUGUGAUGCCCACAACCACAAAGGAGGAGGAGGUGAGGGCCCUUAAUUCCAUUUCUGAAAUUGUAGCCAUUGAAGAUCUCACCAACAAAUUGGAUGCAAUGCCCUCACGGCCCUCUAAAGCAAAGGAGUACAAGGAGCUCUCCAUGGAGCACACACUGCUCCAAGUUGUCGCCUCUUCUGAAGAUAGUGGUGAUGUAGAUACUGCUUUACAGUCGAUCACCAAGGAUUGUGUGCUUCCCAUCAUCAAGAAGGCAGUUGUGGCGGCAACGCCUUUGGCCAUGAUCACUACAAGUUGCAAGGACAUGAUGAUGGAGCAAAUGACCCAGCAAGUGGACACCUCUUUUGAGGAUGUUGUCGUGGUUGAAGACGCUUCCGAUGAUGAGAAAUUAUCUCAGGUCAAGGUAGAAGAAGCUCGACUGACAGAGGAUCCACCAUUAAAGGUCUGACACCACAUCUAUAAAUGGUGAGUAUCUUGGAUAUCCUCCUAUACACUCCCCUUCCACCACCGUCCAUGGCAACAAGAUGCCAGCGCAAGUCUUACGAUAGAUCCUAGAUCCUCGCUUCGUCGAAGUGCCCAUCUUGCCCAACGUAAUGUGUUAGAAGAUUUGGACAUUCUUGGGAAUGAUAGGAAUCUCAAUGAGGAUGCAAUUCAAAAGUAUGCAGAUCGUCUUAAGGAUUUGUUGCCACCGGACCACCUCAAGCCACUAAAGGGUUUGAAAAGUCAUGCCUUCUUGAACCUAAUGGUAGAGGUUUCUUGUUUUCUACUUUUCUAUGAGGAUGAUGUUGUGCUAUUGCAGCUCAUGUUGUGAGUGAAGUUGUUUGUUAGCGGAGUUGUCAUUCUUAGUCUAGUUAGUUAUUGUAGGGUUGCAUCUAUGUUUUUUCCUUUUCCAUUGUCGAACCCUUUUCGGGGAUUGUUAUUUGCUCUGGCUUUCUUCUUUAUCAAUAUAAUCAGCAGUUCUUCUGCUUGGUUAGUUUAAAAAAAA